AUGUAUCUGAUGCGACCGCGACGUCGUGGCAACAAGUCUUAUCGCCAAUAUCUCUUUUCUCUAGCCUUUUUCGACACUUUCACGCUGAUUGAACGCCAGUCUAAGAAGCCAUCGGUCCUGCAAUGUUGGCUCCUCUCUCUCUCUCUCUCUCUCUCUCUCUCUCUCUCUCUCUCUCUCUCUCACUCUAUGUCUGAGAUUGACAUCCUGUUGGUGAAUGAGAGAAACACAAGUCUUUACCGCUCCUUCUCCGAUAUCGGCUGCAGCACCUUCAAUUUCGUCAGCAACACAGCCACUCUCAUGUCGUCUUGGCUCAUUGUGCUCAUGUCUUUUGAAAGAGUGGUGGCCGUUUACUUCCCACUGAAAAGAUCAUCAUGGUGUCAGCCAAAGACAGCUAUCUACUCCAUUUUGAUUCUCUUCAUCCUGAUUGCUCUUUCGCAGGUUGGUAGCUUCCGCCAUGUCUUAAACAAAUACGCGAGUAAUAACGCAUGCGCACAGAUCUACAGAAACAGAACGCAUAUUCACAAAAUUUCCUUUUAA
Acanthosepion pharaonis is the source of this 537-nucleotide messenger RNA. The record is from the annotation of a GenBank genome assembly. Lineage: Eukaryota; Metazoa; Mollusca; Cephalopoda; Sepiida; Sepiidae.